Messenger RNA from Prunus persica (peach), 2851 nucleotides. Its product is annotated as arp2/3 complex-activating protein rickA-like. The transcript has 6 exons. Bases 517 to 2472 code for a protein of 651 amino acids. The record is from RefSeq and is a predicted model, not a curated record. NCBI's taxonomy places the organism in Eukaryota, Viridiplantae, Streptophyta, Magnoliopsida, Rosales, Rosaceae.
UAUCUAACUAAACAGUUCAACCAGAAAUAAAAUCCAAAACCAAUAUCUUUUUUCCUCGCUUUUCAACUAACAAACCUGAGUACUUGCCUUAAAACCAGGCGUAUAAAAAAAAUAUAUUUAAAUUUUUUUUUUUUAAAAAAAAGGAAAAUUUAUGUGGGGCCCAAUGAAAAGAAGGAAAGAUUCCACGUGUAAAAGAAUGACCUCAGCAGUCCUGCGUCAAAAGGAGUUCUCCUCUCAACCUUUAUAAGCCCAAAGCCAGAGUCAGCUUUGCCUCUGCAAUUGUCACCCAAAGUCACAUUCACACCCGUCACUUGCUCUGUUUUGCUCUGUUUCCCCUGUUCUCGCCGCUUCUCUCUUUCCCUCUCUCUCUCUCUCCUCCAAUUCGUUCACAAACACUCGUCUGAGACUUCAACUGAAUGAAACUCAGUUAAUCUUCAACGGGGUUUUGCUUAAUUUCGUAAUUUGCUCAUCCGAAAAGACAGGAAAAAAGAAACAAGAAAAACAAAAAUAAAGAAAAUGGUUCAGGGGAUUGGUUCUGAUGGGAUUUUCAGGUGGAACGAUGAUUUUGAUGGCGGUGGUGGGUUUAGUGACGCUUCUGGUGCUUCUGAGUGGUCUCAGAAUUCGGAGUCUUUGAAGCGUGACAUUGGUUCUAGUUCUGCUCAUGAGCACAAUAUCUCAGAAGCUGCAAACAAGAGGCUCAAGGAAGUUCCCAUUGAUUCUAAUGAAAAGGCUCAACUGGCUCAAACUCUUCUAGGCUUACGUCCUCUUGGUUUGAAUCUUGGGAAGACACCCUCUUUUCUGGACUUAACAGAAAGGAUUGUGCCCCGGAAAAAUAAGAUUAUUCGAGCACCCGAAAUUAUUCAUAAUGAUUUUCAAUUAAUGUCUGACAAGGAAAAACUUAAGGCUUCUAACUUUGGUGCAACAUUACUCAGAAUUGGUUCAUUUCAGAGAGUAACUCAACAUGAAGGUGAUCUGGUGGCCAAAUGUUACUAUGCUAAGCGAAAACUGGUGUGGGAAAUCUUAGAUCAAGGUUUGAAGAGCAAGAUUGAAGUGCAGUGGUCCGAUAUUUUAUCAAUGAGAGCUGUUAUUGAAGAAAAUCAGCCUGGAAUUCUAGAAAUUGAGUUAAAGCAGCCACCUUCUUUCCACCGGGAAUCGAAUCCGCUGCCAAGAAAGCAUACCGUGUGGAAUGUGGCAACAGAUUUCACCAACGGUGAAGCUCUCAUUCACAGGAGGCAUUAUGUUCAAUUUGCUCCAGGUGUUCUUGACAAACACUAUGAGAAGCUCGUACAACGCGAACUCCGGUUUUUCGAACUGAGCCAAAAACCUUUCCCAAGUCGAAGAUCUCCCUACUUUCAGUCAGACUCCAACGAUGGAAUUGCAGAAAUUUCUUUUAAUUUUGAUGGACAUGGGCCAGAAAUCCCCUCCAAUUUCCAGUCAACCUUGUCACCAUGUGUCCAGACACGUCCUACUCAAAAAAUUCGAAGAUAUGAACAAGCCAAACCAUCUCUUAGGAUCAAGGAUUCGACUUCACCAAUAUCAGUUAUGGAUUUUUCUUCGACUUUAGAUGAGGCAAACAGCUUCCAAGCUGUUGAAAAUCCACAUAUGCCAUACUGGGAUCAAGGAAGAAUCACAGAAACGACCAACUUUGCAGAGUUUUUCGGGGGAGAGCAACUUCCAGGAUUGGUUUCUGUUGCUGCAGCACCUCAAAUGAAUCCAACCAUUUCCUUCCAGAACUUUAAUGCAUAUGAUCAAGCGUUGGAACGCGCUAAUCUAGAGUCUCAAAUACUCGCUUCCAUUGAAAACAAGUUGUUGUUUGAGUCAGAAGUUGAGUUUAGUGAUGAACAAUUCAUGACACAGGUCAACUCACUAAUUGGAUUCCCAGAGCAAGUGAAUCCUGCAGUUGGAACUGGUACAAGGCACACAAACUAUGGACAACAAAUGACUGGUAACGGAAACUUGGUUCCCAGUGCAACUGUUAAUGCACUCCAGCCUCAUCCAAAGAGCUGGGUGCCGCCACCACCUCAACCAGCCAGCUGGGGGGUGCCGCCACCACCUCAACCAGCCAGCUGGGGGUUGCCGCCACCACCUCAACCAGCCAGCUGGGGGUUGCCGCCACCACCUCAACCAGCCAGCUGGGGGGUGCCGCCACCACCUCAACCAGCCAGCUGGGGGGUGCCGCCACCACCUCAACCAGCCAGCUGGGGGGUGCCGCUACCACCUCAACCAGCCAGCUGGGGGGUGCCGCCACCACCUCAACCAGCCAGCUGGGGGGUGCCGCCACCACCUCAACCAGCCAGCUGGGGGGUGCCGCCACCACCUCAACCAGCCAGCUGGGAGGUGCCGCCACAAGGUUCUGCCGAGAACUCAGGGAUACAUAUGGCUGGGCACAACUCACUGCAUUCACCUUUCUCUCAAAAUCAAAGGAUGGAAGAUUUCAAUAAUUUGGCAAACCGCUGGAAUCCACAAAUAUGACCUGGGAUAAGUGUAUAUUGCCUCAGUUUCAUCCCUUUGGUUAGGUUAGUAUUAUUUUUGUGGAUAUCCUUGUAGAGAGGGAUUAUAUAGUCUUGAUCCCCUGUUUGUUUGGUUGGUUAGUGCUUGCUUAGCAUUUUUCCUUUUUAAUUAACUUUUCCAAAAGCAUUCAGGCUUCAGCGUUGGCAUGCUUCUGUCCAACAAUGAAUGGUCCGAGGGAUGUUCUUGAAAUUCGUUCAAGAUUUGGGUAUACAUGCAUUCCAUAUGAAAAUCUCUCCAAUUCCAACCUUGAAGGAUUUGUAACAUCUUGCUUAAUCUAAUCUAAUCCAAGUACAACAAAUUUGACAUCCAGUGAUCAUAUAAUUUAAUCCAAAUCCACCCC